GUCAAAUUAAUUAAUUGGGUAUCGAGUAUCAAGAUUUCCUAUUUAACCAUUUAAUUAAUAUUAAAUUAAAACCAGCAUAGAUUUAAUAACAUAUUGGGCAUGGCUAAUACAAUUGUGAACAAAUUACUUCUAGUGGCCGGUUUUACCAGUUUGUUGCAUGCCGCAUACUCAGCAACUCACUAUCGGACAUAUUUACGAUUGAUUGAACAAGAAUUCACCAAAUUACCACUGGAUAUUGUGGUACAAACGGUCGUCAGCUUGAUAAUAGUUAUUUAUAAUGUAAUACAAAUUGUAGGCAACUUCAAGGAAAUUCGUGCCACAGUUGACAUGCAAGCCAAAUCUUGGGACACACUGGGCAAUUUUCCCUCUUUCUAUUCAUUCAAUCACCGUGGCAGAGCCUUAUCACCCACUUAUGUACCUGAAGAGGAAUCAUCUGAAGGAGGCAAAUCUAAAUUGGAUUUGAAUUCAUAAGAACGUGAGAGGAAAGUUUACAUAUCUGAGGCACAUACGCAACACAAAGAGUUAUUUAAACAAGGGGUUUUAGUUUAAUUGAGAUAAUGUUUGUCAUAAGGCAUUUCUAUUCACUAUGUUCUUUCUUACAUUCUUUAUUUAGCCAUUAAAUACAAGAUUGUCAUACAUUUUA
Messenger RNA from Stomoxys calcitrans (stable fly), 643 nucleotides. RefSeq names its product ER membrane protein complex subunit 5 (gene EMC5). NCBI's taxonomy places the organism in Eukaryota, Metazoa, Arthropoda, Insecta, Diptera, Muscidae. The transcript is spliced from 3 exons. Gene Ontology annotation, cellular component: Golgi apparatus; EMC complex; early endosome. The record is from RefSeq and is a predicted model, not a curated record. Bases 100 to 471 code for a protein of 123 amino acids.